Messenger RNA from Mizuhopecten yessoensis (Yesso scallop), 2840 nucleotides. Its product is annotated as T-complex protein 1 subunit eta-like. NCBI's taxonomy places the organism in Eukaryota, Metazoa, Mollusca, Bivalvia, Pectinida, Pectinidae. The transcript is spliced from 12 exons. The record is from RefSeq and is a predicted model, not a curated record. Gene Ontology annotation, cellular component: chaperonin-containing T-complex. Bases 70 to 1698 code for a protein of 542 amino acids. Gene Ontology annotation, molecular function: ATP binding; ATP hydrolysis activity; ATP-dependent protein folding chaperone. Gene Ontology annotation, biological process: protein folding.
UUGUGUAGUAGAGUUAUCCCCCUUCAUCAAACUCUCUAUCACGAAGUAAACAAAUCCAAACAGGCAACUAUGCAACCCCAAAUCAUUUUGCUGAAGGAGGGGACGGAUUCCUCCCAGGGUGUCCCCCAGGUAGUGAGUAAUAUCAGUGCCUGUCUGGCAAUCGCAGAUGCUGUCCGAACCACCCUCGGCCCCAGGGGCAUGGACAAACUUAUUGUCGACGAUAAAGGAAAAGCUGUGAUUUCCAAUGAUGGUGCGACGAUCUUAAAAACUCUGGACGUUGUUCAUCCAGCUGCAAAAACUUUGGUUGACAUUGCCAAGUCGCAAGAUGCUGAAGUCGGAGAUGGCACAACCUCUGUAGUUCUAUUGGCGGGCGAGUUUCUGAAGCAAGCAAAACCCUAUGUGGAGGAAAAUGUUCACCCACAAGUCCUGGUACGAGCCUACAGGAAGGCUGCAUCACUGUCAGUACAGAGAAUUAAAGAAAUAUCAAUAAAGAUUAAGAAAGACGACCCCAAUGAACUGAAAAGCUUGUUGGAGAAAUGUGCAGCUACAACACUCAAUUCCAAACUAGUGGCUCAUCAGAAAGAAUUCUUCGCCAAGAUGGUUGUUGAAGCCGUUAGUCUGUUGGACGACCUGUUACCACUGAACAUGAUCGGUGUGAAGAAAGUCACAGGAGGUGGAUUAGAGGAUUCUAGAUUAAUUGCUGGAGUAGCAUUCAAAAAGACCUUCAGUUACGCUGGAUUUGAAAUGCAGCCGAAGACCUAUGUGAAACCUAAGAUUGCCUUACUGAAUGUGGAACUAGAACUGAAGGCAGAAAAAGAAAAUGCAGAAGUACGGGUUGACAGUGUGGAGGAAUACCAGUCUAUAGUUGAUGCAGAAUGGAAAAUCCUGUAUGAUAAAUUAGACACAAUUCACGGAAGUGGAGCUAAAGUGGUUUUGUCCAAGCUGCCCAUAGGGGAUGUAGCCACCCAGUACUUCGCUGACAGAGACAUGUUUUGUGCUGGCCGUGUAGCAGAUGAAGAUUUGAGGAGGACAAUGAAGGCGUGUGGAGGAUCCAUUCAAACCUCCAUUCAGAGUCUUGAUGACGGUGUCCUUGGCCGCUGUGAAAAGUUUGAGGAGAUCCAAAUUGGAGGAGAAAGGUACAAUAUUUUCACGGGAUGUCCCGAAGCCAAGACCUGCACAUUGAUCCUGAGAGGUGGCGCAGAACAGUUCAUUGAGGAAACGGAGCGAUCUCUUCACGAUGCCAUUAUGAUUGUGAGAAGGGCCAUGAAGAAUGACGCUGUUGUAGCUGGUGGUGGUGCUGUUGAGAUGGAGUUGAGCAAAUACCUGCGGGACUACUCCCGAACCAUCGCUGGCAAAGAGCAGCUGCUGAUAGCGGCUAUAGCCAAGGCAUUGGAGGUUAUCCCACGUCAGCUGUGUGAGAAUGCCGGAUUUGAUGCUACAAACAUUCUCAACAAACUCCGACAGAAACAUGCCAGUGGCUCCAUGUGGUACGGUGUGGAUGUGAUGAGUGAAGAUAUAGCCGACAACUUGGUCGGAUGUAUCUGGGAACCAGCUGUCGUCAAGAUCAACGCCCUAACGGCCGCAGCAGAGGCUGCCUGUCUCAUCUUGUCAGUGGACGAGACAAUACGAAAUCCAAAGGCUGGAGAGGGCGGAGCUCCAGGUGGCGGGAUGGGAAGGGGGCGUGGCAGGCCUAUGUAGGUCAGCUAGUUAGGGCAUUAAAUAAUUGAACAAAUGAUUUUUUAUAGGUAUUGCAUCAUGUUGAGCACUGUUCAGCUCAGGCCACCAAGUCAUAGGUAAAGCUGAAAUGUUUAUGGAUUAGUCACAGGACAAGCUGAAAUGCCAUUUAGUUCUAUUUGAUGUCAUCAGUUGUCUCCAAAGCAAACGAAAACAUUGUUCAAGUAAGUUGAAUUCUUUCUCUGUAUUCCACGAAGCAGCUUUUCUGAUGAAUGGAAGAGAAUGAUUUAUGACCAAAACAGACUUGAAAGCUUGAUGAAAGGCAGUGAAUAUAUUUCCAAUAUGUUCUGUUAAACAGAUUUAAGAUUUGUUGAUCUCUUUUAAUGAACAAAACAAAAAACAGUUUAGUGCUUUAUAAGUGAUCAAUGUGAUAAAUAUUUAUUUCCUUCGCGAGUUAAAUGUGUUCAUGUUCACAUUUGAACCAUUUGUAUAGUAAGUGUGCGAGAGAGUCGAGAUAUCUGUUCGUGUGUGUGUGUGACCCCACAAUCCUAUGCUUCUUUUGCAGAAGUAUUUAUAUAUCAACCAUAAGUAUUUCUAAAAAAAUAUUCAUGACAAAAUGAUCUGAAUAAAAAACAUUUAAUUCUGUUUGAUUUCAUCUUUUUAUUUAUAGCAUAAUUUCUUUUUCAAAGAGCAACCAUUUUACUUCGGUUUCAACGGAUAACGCUCCUGCUCACCUGAUUAUAGGAAUGUACAUUACCUUGGUAUAGUGAAACAUGUAUCUUUCAAACUCUUCCUAAAACAAAGUAACAUUUUAUGACCCGUGACAUAGUUUAAAAUUACACUAUUAAUAUAUAUGACACUAGUCUAUAAGGCAAACAACCAGGUAGUUACAUCUGUCCCCACAGAUUUGUUAUCAAUAUAUUAACCUACAGUAAAAUGCUAUUCUAGCUGUUGACAGAAUUAUACACGAUACUCGGAUUUUAUCAUUCCAAGACAUCACGACCUGAUUUUUGUGACUUGCCCAAUUAUUAAUGAAGACAUUUGAGCUGCAUAUAUCAUUGAAGGGUUUUGCCUGUUUAUCUUUGCUCUUGCUAUUGUUGACAAUUUACACCAGUAAUUUUCGUGAUUGUUAUUAAAAAAUAAUUGUUUACAAGGACUUGAAAUUG